Messenger RNA from Macrosiphum euphorbiae (potato aphid), 1488 nucleotides. Lineage: Eukaryota; Metazoa; Arthropoda; Insecta; Hemiptera; Aphididae. The record is from the annotation of a GenBank genome assembly.
AUGUCUCUGGCAGAAGAGUUACUUGCUGAUUUGGAAGAAGAUGGCUACGAUGAUAGUGAGCCAAUGGUGGUCGUACAAGAGGAGACUCCUCAUAAACUUCCAGAUAACGCUUUGAUUCCAAAACAAACUGAUUUUAAAAAUGCCAAAAUCCGUGAUCUUGCAAAGUUACGGGAUUCAGCGCGUUUAGUGAAUAUAAUGCAGCAGAUUGAUGUAUUUCAGAGCAGACAAAGGGGAACUGAAGAUGAAUUAGGACCUGUUGAGUCUAAUCCCGAAUACAUCUUAAUUGUGGAUGCAAACAAUUUGAUAGUAGAGAUUGAUGAUGAAAUUCUCAUCAUACAUAAAUUUGUUCGAGAUAAAUAUUCAAAACGAUUUCCAGAGUUAGAGUCUUUAGUUGUCGGCCCAUUAGAAUAUGUACAGACAGUUAAAGAACUAGGUAAUACUCUUGAACAAUCUAAAAACAAUGAAGUACUUCCAACGUUUCUUACUCAAGCUACUAUUAUGGUUGUUUCUGUUACUGCAUCAACUACACAAGGACAAUUUUUAAAUGAAAAUGAACUAUUUGAAGUCCGCGAAGCUUGUGAUAUGGCUAUUGAUCUUAAUAAAUUAAAAUUGAAAGUUUAUGAAUACGUAGAGAGUAGAAUGACAUAUAUAGCACCUAAUCUUUCUGUUAUUGUUGGUGCAUCAACAGCUGCAAAAAUUAUGGGUGUAGCUGGAGGUUUGACAAAUUUAUCGAAAAUGCCAGCAUGUAAUGUUUUAUUAUUAGGUUCUCAAAAAAGACUUUUAUCUGGUUUUUCACAAGUCAACGCAAUGCCACAUACAGGUUUUAUUUUUCAUUGCACUUUAGUACAAAAUAAUCCACCAGAUUUACGAAGGAAAGCAGCUAGGCUUGUUGCGACUAAAAGUACAUUAGCUGCAAGAGUUGAUGCUGCACAUGAGAGUCUUGAUGGACAUAUAGGAAUGACAUUAAAAGAAGAUAUAGAAAAAAAAUUGGACAAAUUAACGGAACCACCUCCAGUUAAAUUUAUCAAGCCUCUACCCAAGCCUAUAGACCCGGGUCGAAAGAAGCGAGGCGGAAAAAGAGUACGCAAAAUGAAGGAACGUUAUGCUGUUACAGAGCUACGUAAACAAGCAAAUAGAAUGAAUUUUGCAGAUAUUGAAGAUGAUGCAUAUCAAGAAGACUUAGGUUAUACUCGAGGAACCAUUGGAAAGUCUGGAACUGGUAGAAUUCGUCAUGCACAAGUUGAUGAAAAAACAAAAGUGCGAAUUUCAAAGACACUUCAAAAAAAUUUACAAAAACAGCAAGCAUGGGGUGGUGCUACUUCAGUUAAAAAACAAGUAUCUGGUACUGCAUCUAGUGUGGCCUUUACUCCCCUCCAAGGAUUAGAAAUAGUGAAUCCACAAGCAGCUGAAACAAAAAAUUCUGGAAUAAAUUCAGCUAGAUAUUUUUCCAAUACUGCAAGUUUUGUGAACGUACAUAAUAAACAAUAA